Messenger RNA from Durusdinium trenchii, 1998 nucleotides. Lineage: Eukaryota; Dinophyceae; Suessiales; Symbiodiniaceae. The record is from the annotation of a GenBank genome assembly.
AUGCAAUUUAGCUCAAGAGCUUCCGGGUGCGCGGAGAAGAUGUGGAAGGCCACCGCAUUCGCAGCCUUCGCGCUGGUAAAUGGCCAGCAAUGUCACGUUUCUCCACAUGCAUCUCCAGGCUAUGUUUGGGACACUUUUCCAAAUGCAGGCCCUGAGCAAGUGAUUGGUGCCAACAACCGGGUGCCCAUCGUUCCUUUAGUCACUUCCAACCUUUGUGGAGCUGGGAAUAUGCCCUCGUCCGCCUUCGCCUUCGCCGGGAUUGAGGGCACCGAGUGGAAGGCCGCCCCGAAGGCGGCGCGGCGUUUGGCCGGCAGCAUGCUCAUCGAGCCCUUGCCAUUGGCGAUGCCGACCACCGCCGCCCCAGCUGCAGCUGAAGUGGCGCCAACGGCCCCAGCCACCCCGGCGGCCCCAGCCACCCCGGCGGCCCCAGCCCCUCCGGCGGCCCCAGCCCCUCCGGCGGCCCCAGCAGCUCCAGCCCCAGCCGCUCCGGCGGCCCCUGCGGCCCCGAAGGCGCCGGCCGCCCCGGCAACUCCCACGGUGCCGAAGAUGCCGCAGAUGUCGGUGGAGUCCGUGGAGUCAGUGAAGAUCCCAGCGCUGACGGGUGAUUUUGGAGACCAAGAACCUGCCAAAGCUGCCAGCGUCACUACAGCACCAAGCGUGGUCCUUCAUGGCCCCAGCUUUCAAGUUGGGACAGGAUGUUCUCAGAAGCUUUCACAUGUGGCGAUUGCUGCAGGCAUCCCAAGGCCACAGCUACGGCUCUAUUUCGAGGCCUGUGACAAGGAGCCCGUGGCCGUGGUAGCGGUGGAUCUCAUUAGCAGUACUUCCUCUACAGCCGUGGGAGAGAAGCUGAAAGAUUGGAUGUGCCAGGUGGAUUCUAGCAGUUGCCUUUCAGCGAUCCAAUCUUUGGAGGGACACACUGCGCAGGCCAAGGUGGAGACCAUGGAGGGUCUCGUGGGCAAGGGCGUUUGCACCGGCGAGGGGGUCGUGUCUUCCCCAGAGAAGGGAGCAACCUCCGCCGAGGAAUGUCGCCUCGCAUGCAAAGGCAAGAUCGAAAAGAAUGCAGCAGACGAAUCUUUUGAUACCUGCACGGGCUGGGAUGCCAAGGGUGCCUCCUGUGUGACCUAUGGCGCCUGGCCAGUGAAGAAAGCCGAUCCUUCUGCAGGACCUGAUGCCAGCUGCUACUCCAUGUCGGUGGGCCGCCGGCUGGGUCAGCUGGAAGCACCCAAGGAGGAGGUCGACUUGGACUUCUUCGCAGAGCUGCUCUCCAACAGCGAGGGCUCUUCACAUUUGAACCUCGUCUCGGCGGUGCCCAGCUGCUUUCAAAGCUUCUCGUGGUAUGGUCUCAAUGCGCCGAUCGAGGUUCCCAGCAAGAGUCUCGAGAUGAUCAAACACAUGGUCCGGAAGGAGGCGAAACUGUUCCGCCCCCUGGCGGCCUCCGAGAGCCAGCAUGCCGUCAAGGUGCUGGUGCAGCCAGCCUGCUUCCAGGACUGCAGCGGACAGCUUUUGGGCGCCUGCCAGAAGCAGAGCGCCAUCCUUCAGGAGCUCAUCGCUGAGGCGAAGGCGGAGACGAAGACGCCCGCCUUGAAGCAGCACUACUAUGAGCCGAUGCCCUCGCCGGAAACGCGUGGGGGCAAUAUGAUGUUCACGCUCAUGGGCGAAAGUGCCUAUGCCGAAGUCUUCUCAGAGCGGGAUGGUGUGUGGGCAUGGAGCCUGAUCUUUGGUGCGGCGUCCUUGGCAUUGGGCUUCUUGGUGGCGGCAGGAUGCAUCGGUUGGUGCACCUAUCGCCCUGCACCGCCGCAGGCUGACCCCAGCAAGGUGGUGGCUCGACUCCUCUACGAAGGGCCUGAAGGAGAGAGGGAAGUCCUCCUGGAGCCAGCCGCAUUUCGGACCUCCACCACACUCCCCACCGAUCCUGGCAUCACAAAGGUGGACAUGAGUGGCGCACAGAAGAGCGGCUUCUUCAGCUACAUGGGUGGCUCUCAAGCAGCUGGCCCAUAG